AUGCUCCCAUGGUGCUUUUCCAACGAUGCUAUCAACUACGCAAGAUACAUGUCAGCUUCUUAUAGCGAUAUGACAAGUCUACCAGAUGAGCACCCUAAGGUACACGAGUUCAUGAGAAAUGGUGGAUUUUCAGUUCAGUUGAGCAACGACAAUACAUUUGGAAGAAUUCCCGUUGACCAGAAUCUUAAAGAAACCGUAAAUAGAGAUACCCAAACACCUGGGGGUACUAAGGGCUUUAGUUUGAAGCCUGGGGCCGUACAAAGGUACUACUUGACGGCAGAAUUCAGAACUUUGCUCCUGCGCAGUUUGCGCGAAAUGGUUGACUAUGCCAAAGGGAAGCACGGCCAUGCUGACCUUCACUCGUCUCGCAUUGCCCAAGAUGAGAAAGAUGUUGCCGCAAUGGUUGAUUUAAUCAAGAACUGGACAGAUCCAUUUUCAGGUCAUAUGCAACUGUCUAGCAUCUCAACAGGAGCUGUUGCCACUACUGCUAUAGCAGAGGAGCUUGCGACCGCCUAUAAAGUUGGAGAGGCAGCCUACGCUGAUUUCAAGAAGACCCGUCUCGAAUCACAGCCCCCAACGGUAAGGUUCAAUGACAAAUUGAAGAAGCGAAAGCUGAAAACCUUCAGUGCUUUAUCGAAGACCAAGACAGUGGCAAAGGGCAAAGACACGGAAACUGUUCUGCGCGAUGAUCGAAAUUUGUUUGCGCGGAUGAUCAUAAUUGCUGAAAGCCGCAAUCUGAAAAUGCAAGAUGUGUUAAAGCAUCCAUUAGGCCCUCUUCCUGUUUCCCUGGCCUGCAACAAUGGCUUUCCCCGAAAGACCAAUAAGGCACAACUUGGCAAAGAAUUAGAGAAAUUGAUACAGCCAACGGUAGAAGUAACAAGGCCUUCAGCUUACCUAAUAGAUGGGAUGGCUCUGGUCCAAAAGCUGAAGGUAGAUUAUCUCACAUUUGGUGAGAUCGCAGACAAUAUUUUAUCUAGAGUGUUGCGUGAGGCGGAGGGUAGCGAUAGAGUGGAUGUCGUAUUUGACGUGUACAGAGACAUUGCCAUUAAAUCAGCAGAAAGAGAACUCAGAGCUGAAAGUGAUGCAAUAACUUUCAAGAACCUUGCGGCUGGCCAGAAGGUCAAACAAUUCAAGAAUUUUUUACGCAAUGGUGACAACAAAACAAGUCUUAUCAGAUUUGUUGUGGAACACUGGCAAAAAACACCGGGUCGCAAGAGACUGGAAGACAAGCAGCUGUAUGUAACAUGUGGAAACCGAUGCUACAAGAUCACUGCCGAGAGAGUAGAGGAAGAAGAAGAGCUAAGAUCCGAACAAGAGGAGGCUGAUACACGACUUCUCCUGCAUGUGCAACAUGCAGCAAAUGAGCAGCGAUAUAGGUCAAUCAUUGUAUCCUCGGAAGACACAGACGUUAGAAUCCUGUGCCUAGCGUUUUCAUUUUCCAUUGAUGUACCGAUUUAUCAGCGUUGUGUUUCUCAACUGAACGUUCGGUAUGUCGACAUCGGAAAAAUAGCCCACGUCAUUGGCCAGGAUGCGUGCAAAGCACUACCAGGUUUGCACGCAUUUACGGAUUGUGAUGAAGUGAGUGCUUUUGCAGGGAUUGGGAAAGUGAAGCCCCUGAAGAGGUUACUGAGGAAAGAGGAAUACCAACGUACGUUCCAGCAACUUGGAGAAAACUGGUUGAUAUCUGAAGAUCUUCUGAUGCAGUUAGAGGCAUUUGUCUGUGAUAUGUAUGGCUCAAAGAACGGUAUCUCAGACGUGAAUCAAUGCAGUUAUUCGGUCUUCUGUGCAAAGAAAGGUAAUAAUAACAAUAAUAAUUAUAAUAAUAAUAAACUUUAUUAAAGUGUCAUAUGAAGUUCGCUAAUCGGAGACACCUAGCUAUCUGCAUAAUAUUAAGAAAUUAGAUCACAAUAACAAAGAAAUAAAUUCAGCGAUAAAUGUAAAUGUUUUCCCGCCCCGUACCUAUGAUAUAUAUUGAUAUAUUCAUUCAGGUGAAGCGGAAUCCCAUCAGCUGCCUCCAUGCCAAGACAGCUUGUACAAGCAUUGCCGGCGAGCCAACUAUCAAGCGGCGAUAUGGAAAAUUCUCUACGAAACAACGACAUUCCAUCCCCAGUUGGUCAUGGCUGGUCUCUUGUAA
Molecule: messenger RNA, 2134 nt
Organism: Porites lobata
Lineage: Eukaryota; Metazoa; Cnidaria; Anthozoa; Scleractinia; Poritidae
Source: the annotation of a GenBank genome assembly